UCGGGGAUUUUUAGGUAUUUCAGGGAUUGCGACGACUGAGUGAGCAUGGCGGAGUACCAGCUGAAGGUAACGACGGGAGGGAGGUCCUUCGCCGCAACUUUUGACCACAUACUCAUCACCUUGCUCGGAAGUGAAGGCCAGAGCGAGAAAAGCCAAUUGAACCACUGGGCUGUCGACUUUAUGACCGAGACGACUGAGACGUACACCAUCAAAACCAGUUCCUCUCUGGGGAAGCUUCUCCUGGUGAAAGUCGAGAAACGCCCACGGUUUCUCCUCCCGGAAAAUGAUCUGUUCUGCACUAAAAUCACCGUGACCACCCCAGAGGGAGAGACUCUUCUUUUCCCCUGUUACCGAUGGCUUUCCAAUCAUGACAUCGUGGAAUUGAGAGGAGGAAAAGCUAUGAAGCUUUUUGAAGACGACCAUCCGUUGUUGAUUGAGCACCGCAAAAACGAGCUGGCGUCAAAAAAGGGCAUCUUCCAAUGGGCCUCGUACAACGGGGAGCUUCCCCACCGCAGCAAUUUCACAACAUUGAACGUCCCCGCUGAAAUCCGCAUGUCGCCGUCUCGACUCAUUGAGUCAAAGAAGGCCUUGUUUACCGGGCUCUUCGAACUCUUGCUGAAGGGGAUGCUUCGAUCGGAGGAAAGUUGGCAAAGCAUUGAAGACAUCAAAAAUAUCUUCUGGAUCAGAAGCACGCAAAUAUCAGAGUACGUUUCCGACCACUGGAAGGACGACGACUUUUACGGGUACCAGUUCCUGAACGGCGUGAACCCCUGUUUGAUCAAACGCUGUUCGGAACUUCCUCCAAAUUUCCCCGUCACCGAGGAAAUGGUGAAGCCCUUCCUGGAGAACGGAAGCACUCUGGACAAUGAAAUGAAGAAAGGGAACAUAUUCCUCUGUGACCAGAAGGUUCUGAGUGGAAUACCCGGGAAAAUCUAUCACGGGGAAAAACUGCAAGUGCCUGCUCCCCUCUGUUUGUUGUACCUGAACCCUGAGCAAAAACUGAUGCCGAUCGCAAUCCAGGUGCAUCAACAACCCUCAGAGGACAACCCGAUUUUCCUGCCGAGUGAUUCCGAGACGGAUUGGCUCCUAGCCAAGAUAUUCAUUAAAAAUGCGAAUAUGAUAACGCACCAGGCAAUCAGCCACCUUAAGAACACUCACUUGAUCUCCGAGUCCUGGGCUAUGAGCCUUCUUCGCAACGUUCCCGUAAUUCAUCCCAUUUACAAGUUGCUUAUCUCACACUUUCGAUGGAUUCUACACAUCAACGCUCAAGCUCGUGAAAUUCUGCUGGGGCCUAAAGGGUCAUUUGCAUUGAGUUCACUCGGAGUUGACGGCACGAUCGAGCUCAUGACGAGAGCCCAAUCCGAACUCACAUACAGCUCACUGUGUUUCCCGGAAGACAUUCGCAGUCGAGGACUCGAGUCCAUCCCCGACUUCUACUACAGAGAUGACGGCCUUAAAAUAUGGGACAUCAUCCACCGAUUUGUGAAGGCGAUGGUUGGACACUUUUAUCGUUCCGACAACGAGGUGGUCAAAGACUCAGAACUACAAGGAUGGAUCCACGAGAUAUUCACUCGAUGCUUUUUAGAGAGUAAAUCCUCAGGAUGUCCGGAGACGUUCAAAACUGUUGAGGAAGUAGUCAAGUUUAUCACCAUGGUGAUCUUCACUGUUUCAGCUCAACAUGCCGCCAUCAAUAAUCCAGAGUUUGACUACCAGACGUUUGCCCCCAACGGUUCCUUACUGUUGCGCAAGCCGUCUCCAACCGCCAAAGGACAGUCCAGCAUGAAGACGCUUUUGGAGACGCUCCCAACCGUUGGCGAGACGGUCAUCACGGCAACCGUUCUUUUUGUGCUGACACAGGACUACAGCGAUUCUGUGCUGCUGGGUUCCUACCCUGAGGAACAAUUCCAAGAGCCUGAAGUCAAGAUGAUGAUGAUGAAGUUUCAAGCAGAGUUGUCCAGCCUUAGUGCAGACAUUAAGGCCAGAAACGCUAAGCUAGUUGUGCCGUACACAUAUUUGGACCCGAGUCAAAUUGACGCAAGUAUCAUUAAAUAAGAAUGAGCACAAUGGGGUUUCCUCUCAACUCCAGUGCAAACAUGCAGUGCAUUGAAAACAAACACAGCUAAAAAUAAGGGCAGCGAAACUGAACUGCAUUAAA
This is a messenger RNA of Hippocampus comes (tiger tail seahorse), 2155 nucleotides long. Its product is annotated as arachidonate 12-lipoxygenase, 12R-type-like. Bases 46 to 2052 code for a protein of 668 amino acids. Gene Ontology annotation, molecular function: protein binding; iron ion binding; oxidoreductase activity, acting on single donors with incorporation of molecular oxygen, incorporation of two atoms of oxygen. Lineage: Eukaryota; Metazoa; Chordata; Actinopteri; Syngnathiformes; Syngnathidae. The record is from RefSeq and is a predicted model, not a curated record. Gene Ontology annotation, biological process: lipid oxidation. The transcript is spliced from 14 exons.